Messenger RNA from Drosophila serrata, 9327 nucleotides. RefSeq names its product neural cadherin (gene CadN). Lineage: Eukaryota; Metazoa; Arthropoda; Insecta; Diptera; Drosophilidae. Gene Ontology annotation, biological process: cell morphogenesis; adherens junction organization; cell-cell adhesion mediated by cadherin. Gene Ontology annotation, cellular component: adherens junction; plasma membrane; catenin complex. The record is from RefSeq and is a predicted model, not a curated record. Gene Ontology annotation, molecular function: cadherin binding; beta-catenin binding; calcium ion binding.
AUGGCGGCACGACGUUGCCUGGACCAGCUCAGGCAACGUUAUAUAACCAAUAGAAUUAAACUCUACACCUGCGCGAUAAUUCUGAUAUCACUUCAAUUAAUAGCGGCCGAAGAGCAGACCACAUUCGCCGGCCUGUCGGCGGAAAAUGCGGCCCGAAUGCUGGCCGGAAGUCCUGGCGAGGUGGAGAAGCCAUCGCCGCAUCACAGUGAAAUGUCCUUAGUCCUCCCGCACGAUACCUAUCCCGGAUUUAGCAUUAAAAAGUUCAAAACCCAUCCAGUGAAGGUGAACGGCAGCUCACAUCCUGCCAGUGGAGGCAGUGCCUAUCACAUGCUAGAUAGUGACUAUUCCAAGUACUUCACCGUCCUGGACGAUGGUGUGGUUAUGACCACGGCGGAUAUAUCGCCGCUGGUCAAUCGUCCGGUUCAGUUGGUGGUUGUUGAACAAUCGCCAAAUGCCACCAAUACCCACAAUCUCCAGCUGUUUGUGAUGCAUCGCAACGACAUGCUCCGGUUCUCGGGUUCCCUGCUCGAUGCCAGCGGUGAGGUGAGGGAGAAUCAUCCGCCGGGAACCAGGGUGAGAGGAGUGCCCCUGAUGCAGGCCUUCAGUGGUUCCAUUCUCGACGAGGAGUUGGCCAAGCCCAAGAAGGUCCGGUACACCAUCAUCGAUGGCAAUGUGGAGGAUGCCUUUGCCCUGCAGGAACGCAAAGCCAAUCAGAAUGUUCAGAUUAAUGCCAAGUCCCUGGUGAUUGAUGGUGACGAUGAGUCUGGUGUUUGGUUGGUCACAAAUCGUCCUUUGGAUCGCGAGGAACGUGCCCACUACGAUCUCUCCGUGGAGGCCUCGGAUGUGGAUGGGCUGGAUAAAACAGUCUCGAAAAUUCAAAUCACUGUUCUGGAUGAGAAUGAUAACAGACCCAUUUUCAAGUCGCUGGACUACAAGUUCGCCAUUGCCGGUCAAAAGGCUGUCAAUAUGGAUAGCAAUAACAGCGUGUCAUACAAGAGAUUUGCCAUCCUUGGCAAAGUCGAGGCCACCGAUGCCGAUGGGGAUAAGAUUGCCUAUAGACUCAAGACUCCUAGUAAUGUGGUCAUCAUUGUGCCGCAAACCGGUGAGAUAAUGCUGGCAGGUGAGCCCACUUCAAAUGAGCUUCUGGUUGAGGUGAUAGCCCACGACUUGAGGUAUCCCAGUCUGUUGAGUGCCCAGCCAGCCAAGGUUCUUUUGGAAUUUUUGGCACCCGAACCAGUUUCAUUCAUAAUGCAACAUCUGGAGCAUGAUGAGAUAAAUAAUCACUCACAUCACCGCGAAAAGAGGAGAGUAACGCGAGCUGUACGUCCAACGAAAAGGAUAGAAUUCACAGAGGCUGAUGGAGAUACCGAAGGCAAGUCGGUCUUUCAAUUGGAAAAGGAAACGGAUAAGGAAACGUUCAAGAUCAGGGACGAUAAUCCCUGGGUGACGGUGGAAACAAAUGGCGCUGUGCGAGUUAAGAAGAAGUGGGACUACGAGGAGCUGGGCCCGGAGAAGACCAUCGAUUUUUGGGUCAUCAUCACCAAUAUGGGACAUAAUGCUGGCAUCAAGUACACGGACAACCAGAGGGUCAUAAUCCUGGUGAAGGACGUCAACGAUGAGCCACCGUACUUCAUUAAUCGGCCGCUGCCCAUGCAAGCGGUGGUGCAAUUGAAUGCUCCACCCAAUACCCCAGUGUUCACUCUCCAAGCCCGUGAUCCGGAUACAGAUCAUAAUAUCCAUUACUUUAUCGUUCGCGAUCGAACUGGCGGACGUUUCGAGGUGGACGAACGUUCAGGUGUGGUGAGAACCCGAGGCACAGAUCUCUUCCAGCUGGACAUGGAGUAUGUCCUGUACGUAAAGGCUGAGGAUCAGAAUGGCAAGGUCGAUGAUCGUCGAUUCCAGAGCACGCCCGAGGAACGCCUAUCGAUUGUGGGUGGCAAGCGUGCGCCACAGUUCUAUAUGCCCAGCUAUGAGGCAGAGAUACCAGAGAACCAGAAAAAGGAUUCAGACAUCAUUUCGAUAAAGGCCAAGUCCUUUGCAGACCGCGAGAUUCGCUACACACUGAAGGCCCAGGGCCAGGGAGCCGGCACCUUUAACAUUGGACCUACAUCGGGCAUCGUCAAGUUGGCCAAGGAGUUGGACUUCGAGGAUCUGCGUCAGCCGCAUGUCUACUCGCUGAUUGUGACAGCCACCGAGGAUUCCGGCGGAUUCUCCACUUCCGUCGAUCUAACUAUUCGCGUUACGGAUGUCAAUGACAAUGCUCCCAAAUUCGAGUUGCCCGAUUAUCAGGCUCACAAUGUGGACGAGGAUAUUCCAUUGGGUACCAGUAUACUUCGCGUUAAAGCCAUGGAUGCUGAUUCUGGAUCAAAUGCUGAAAUCGAAUAUCUUGUAUCCGAUGACCACUUUGCCGUGGAUUCCAAUGGCAUAAUUGUGAACAACAAACAACUGGAUGCGGAUAACAAUAAUGCGUACUAUGAGUUUAUAGUCACGGCCAAGGAUAAAGGUGAACCGGCCAAGUCAGGAACAGCCACGGUUCGAGUUUACACCAAGAACAAGAACGAUGAGGAGCCCAAGUUCUCACAGCAGGUGUACACCCCAAAUGUGGAUGAGAAUGCCGGUCCCAAUACCUUGGUAACCACUGUGGUGGCCUCUGAUAAGGAUGGUGAUAAUGUGAGAUUUGGUUUCGUGGGCGGUGGCACUUCAUCCGGCCAGUUUGUCAUCGAGGAUAUCACUGGUGUGAUCCGCUUGCAUAACAAGGCCAUAUCCCUGGAUCGGGACAAGUACGAACUGAAUGUGACAGCCAUGGACGAUGGAUCGUGUUGUGUGAAUGGAGAUCAAACAAUCCACACUUCGACCGCAGUCGUAGUGGUCUUCAUCACCGAUGUCAACGACAAUAAGCCAGUUUUUAAGGACUGUAGUACCUACUACCCCAAGGUGGAGGAGGGAGCUCCCAAUGGAAGUCCCGUCAUCAAAGUGGUGGCAACCGACGAGGAUAAGGGUGUUAAUGGACAGGUGAAAUACUCGAUUGUUCAGCAACCAAACCAAAAAGGAACCAAAUUCACUGUGGACGAGGAAACCGGCGAGGUGUCCACCAAUAAGGUUUUCGAUCGUGAAGGAGAUGAUGGCAAGUUCGUAUCGGUGACUGUUAAGGCCACGGAUCAGGGAGACCCUAGUCUAGAGGGAGUCUGCUCCUUUACAGUAGAGAUCACAGAUGUCAACGACAAUCCACCGCUCUUCGAUCGUCAGAAAUAUGUGGAGAAUGUGAAGCAGGAUGCCAGCAUUGGCACCAAUAUCCUGCGUGUCUCUGCCUCCGAUGAGGAUGCUGACAAUAAUGGCGCCAUUGUGUAUAGUCUGACUGCUCCCUUCAAUCCCAACGAUUUGGAAUACUUUGAAAUUCAGGCCGAGUCUGGUUGGAUUGUCCUCAAGAAGCCGCUUGACGGUUGUUAUCCACGCGACCGCUAUCGCUUGAGGGUUAGCGCCUCCGAUAAGGGCACUCCGCCCUCGGCCGCCGAUGUCGAUGUAGAGUUAGAUGUCGUCGAUCGCAAUAAUAAGCCACCCAUUUGGGAUAAGAGCAUUUAUGGCCCCAUUCACAUACGCGAGAAUGUCACAGUGGGCACGGUUGUAACAUCGGUUAAGGCAAGUUCGGGUAUUGAGGGAAAUCCCACAGUCUUCUAUCGCCUGAUGCCCGGGUCAACGGCCCAAACGAACAAAUUUCAUACAUUUUACUUGCAACAAAGACCGGACAAUGGCGACACUUGGGCCGAUAUAAAAGUGAAUCAUCCGCUGGACUACGAGAGCAUCAAGGAAUACAAUCUAACCAUACGUGUCGAGAACAAUGGAGCCCAACAAUUGGCAUCGGAAGCGACCGUUUACAUAAUGCUCGAGGAUGUUAAUGAUGAAAUACCCUUAUUCACCGAACGCGAACAGGAAACGGUGCUCGAGGGCGAACCGAUUGGCACCAAAGUGACACAGGUGAACGCCAUCGAUAAGGAUGGCACAUUCCCAAAUAAUCAGGUCUACUAUUACAUCGUCGAUUCACCGCGGAACGAGGGCAAAGAGUUUUUCGAAAUCAACCUGCAGAGCGGCGAAAUUUUCACGAAAACCGUGUUCGACAGGGAGAAGAAGGGCGCCUACGCCCUCGAGGUGGAGGCCAGGGAUGGAGCCCCAUCGGCGCGACAUAGCAAUGGACCCAAUUCAGUCACCAAAUUCAUACGCAUUGGCAUCGCCGAUAAAAACGAUAAUCCGCCCUAUUUCGACAAAUCGCUGUAUGAGGCCGAAGUGGAUGAGAACGAGGACAUUCAGCACACAGUGCUCACUGUAACCGCCAAGGAUCACGAUGAGUCCUCACGUAUCCGCUAUGAAAUUACAAGCGGCAACAUUGGCGGCGCUUUUGCGGUUAAAAAUAUGACGGGUGCCAUUUAUGUAGCUGGCGCUUUAGAUUACGAAACUCGACGCAGGUAUGAGCUGCGCUUGGCCGCUUCCGAUAACUUGAAGGAGAACUACACCACUGUGAUUAUCCAUGUCAAGGAUGUGAAUGAUAAUCCCCCCGUGUUCGAACGACCCACUUAUCGAACCCAGAUUACCGAAGAGGACGAUCGUAAUUUGCCCAAACGCGUCUUGCAGGUUACGGCCACAGAUGGCGACAAGGAUCGUCCCCAGAACAUCGUGUACUUCCUCACGGGCCAAGGCAUUGAUCCAGAUAAUCCGGCCAAUAGCAAGUUCGACAUCAACCGCACCACCGGCGAAAUAUUCGUAUUAAAGCCGCUGGAUCGCGAUCAACCGAACGGUCGACCCCAGUGGCGCUUCACUGUCUUUGCCCAGGACGAGGGCGGCGAGGGUCUCGUGGGAUAUGCCGACGUCCAGGUCAAUCUGAAGGACAUCAACGAUAAUGCCCCCAUUUUCCCGCAAGGCGUGUACUUUGGUAAUGUGACAGAGAACGGCACCGCCGGCAUGGUUGUGAUGACCAUGACCGCCGUGGACUACGAUGAUCCCAAUGAGGGCUCCAAUGCCCGUCUGGUGUACUCCAUUGAGAAGAAUGUGAUUGAGGAGGAGACUGGCUCACCGAUUUUCGAAAUAGAACCCGAUACGGGUGUGAUAAAGACCGCCGUCUGUUGCCUGGAUCGCGAAAGGACACCAGAUUAUUCCAUACAAGUCGUUGCGAUGGAUGGCGGGGGGUUAAAGGGGACGGGGACGGCCUCGAUAAGAGUGAAGGAUAUCAACGAUAUGCCGCCACAAUUUACGAAGGAUGAAUGGUUUACGGAAGUGGACGAAACGGAUGGUACUGCUUUGCCGGAAAUGCCCAUUUUAACGGUGACCGUACACGACGAGGACGAAACGAACAAAUUCCAAUACAAAGUCAUCGAUAACAGUGGCUAUGGCGCUGAUAAGUUCACCAUGGUGAGGAAUAAUGAUGGCACAGGCUCCCUGAAAAUCGUUCAGCCCCUGGAUUACGAGGAUCAGCUGCAGAGCAAUGGUUUCCGGUUCCGCAUUCAAGUCAAUGACAAGGGAGAGGACAACGACAAUGAUAAGUACCAUGUGGCCUACUCCUGGGUUGUGGUCAAGCUGAGGGACAUCAACGAUAAUAAGCCCCACUUUGAGAGGGCCAAUGUGGAGGUUUCCGUUUUUGAGGACACCAAAGUGGGCACUGAACUCGAAAAGUUCAAGGCCACCGAUCCGGAUCAGGGAGGCAAGAGCAAAGUGUCCUAUUCCAUCGAUCGCUCCUCGGAUCGGCAGCGUCAGUUUGCCAUUAAUCAGAACGGAUCGGUGACCAUUCAGCGCUCUUUGGACCGUGAAGUUGUGCCCCGUCAUCAGGUCAAGAUCCUGGCCAUUGACGAUGGCUCUCCACCGAAAACCGCCACUGCCACGCUCACUGAUGUGCAGGACAUCAAUGACAAUGCUCCCAAGUUCCUGAAGGACUACAGGCCUGUGCUGCCGGAACAUGUGCCGCCACGCAAAGUUGUCGAGAUUCUGGCCACCGAUGAUGAUGAUCGCUCCAAGAGCAAUGGUCCGCCCUUCCAGUUCCGUUUGGAUCCCAGUGCCGAUGAUAUUAUUCGUGCUUCCUUCAAGGUGGAACAGGAUCAGAAGGGUGCCAACGGAGAUGGCAUGGCUGUUAUUUCCUCUCUCCGUUCCUUUGAUCGCGAGCAACAAAAGGAAUAUAUGAUCCCGAUUGUGAUCAAGGAUCAUGGCUCACCAGCCAUGACAGGCACGAGUACGCUGACCGUCAUCAUUGGCGAUGUCAAUGACAACAAAAUGCAACCUGGUUCCAAGGAUAUCUUCGUUUACAAUUACCAAGGACAAUCGCCAGAUACGCCAAUUGGUCGUGUAUAUGUCUACGAUUUGGACGAUUGGGAUCUGCCAGACAAGAAGUUCUACUGGGAGGCCAUGGAGCAUCCCAGAUUCAAAUUGGAUGAAGACUCUGGCAUGGUCACCAUGCGAGCAGGAACUCGUGAGGGACGCUACCAUCUCCGGUUCAAGGUGUACGAUCGCAAGCACACUCAAACAGAUAUUCCAGCAAAUGUCACAGUUACGGUCAGGGAAAUACCUCACGAAGCGGUUAUUAACUCGGGAUCCGUCCGGUUAUCGGGAAUAUCGGAUGAGGACUUUAUUCGCGUAUGGAACUACAGGACGCAGAGCAUGAGUCGCUCGAAGAUGGAUCGUUUCAGGGACAAGCUGGCCGAUUUACUCAAUACCGAACGAGAGAAUGUGGAUAUAUUCAGUGUGCAGUUGAAGAGGAGACAUCCUCCACUCACAGAUGUAAGAUUCUCUGCGCACGGUUCUCCCUACUACAAACCUGUGAGGCUCAAUGGCAUUGUCCUGAUGCAUCGCGAGGAGAUUGAGAAGGAUGUGGGCAUUAACAUCACCAUGGUGGAUGAUGAGUGUCUGUAUGAGAACCAAAUGUGCGAAGGCAGCUGCACCAAUGCCCUGGAGAUCAGUCCUCUUCCCUACAUGGUCAAUGCCAACAAGACUGCCCUGGUGGGUGUCCGAGUGGACACCAUUGCCGACUGUACUUGUGGUGCUCGGAACUUCACCAAGGCUGAAUCCUGCAGGACCACACCAUGCCAAGGCGGACGAUGCAUGGACACUAGAUUUGGUCCUCACUGCUCGUGUCCUUUGGGCUACACGGGUCCCAGGUGUCAGCAGACAACGCGCAGCUUCCGCGGUAAUGGAUGGGCCUGGUAUCCGCCCCUCGAAAUGUGCGAUGAAUCCCAUUUGAGUCUGGAGUUUAUCACCCGAAAGCCCGAUGGCUUGAUCAUCUACAAUGGACCGAUUGUACCACCGGAGCGAGAUGAGAUGCUUAUAUCUGACUUUAUUGCUUUGGAAUUGGAGCGCGGUUACCCGAGACUUCUCAUCGAUUUCGGCUCGGGAACUCUGGAGUUGAGAGUGAAGACCAAGAAGACAUUGGACGAUGGCGAAUGGCACAGGAUCGAUCUGUUCUGGGACACUGAAAACAUUCGCAUGGUGGUGGACUUUUGUAAAUCCGCGGAGAUAGCCGAAAUGGAGGAUGGCACACCGCCGGAAUUUGAUGAUAUGUCCUGCCAGGCGAGAGGACAAAUCCCACCGUUCAGUGAGUAUCUGAAUGUGAGCCCACUGCAGGUUGGCGGACUCUAUCGGGAGCAAUUCGAUCAGAGCCUACUUCUGGCAUACAUGCCAACGGCCAAGGGCUUUGAUGGUUGCAUCCGGAACCUGGUUCACAACUCCAAGCUCUACGAUCUGGCCCCGGGACUCUCCAGGAACAGCGUAGCAGGAUGUCCGCAAACCGAAGAGGUUUGUGCCCAAACCGAGACCACAGCUCGCUGCUGGGAGCAUGGCAAUUGCGUUGUCCUGUCCGAAGCACGCUGCCACUGCCGCCCAGGAUGGACCGGUCCUGCCUGCAAUAUCCCCACCAUUCCGACCACCUUCAAGGCCCGUUAUGUCAAGUAUGCCCUCAGCUUCGAACCGGAUCGGUUUAGUACUCAGGUGCAGCUUAGAUUCCGCACGAGAGAGGAGUACGGCGAACUGUUCAGAGUUAGUGACCAGCACAACAGGGAAUACGGAAUCCUGGAGAUCAAGGACGGACACCUGCACUUCCGCUACAAUCUGAACUCGCUGCGAACCGAGGAGAAGGAUCUUUGGCUGAAUGCCAUCAUGGUCAACGAUGGCCAAUGGCAUGUGGUGCGAGUUAAUCGUUACGGCUCAGCUGCUACCCUGGAACUGGACGGAGGCGAGGCGCGAUACAACGAAACCUUUGAGUUUGUCGGUCAUCAGUGGCUGUUGGUGGACAAACAGGAAGGUGUUUACGCUGGCGGCAAGGCUGAGUACACGGGAGUGAGGACCUUUGAGGUCUAUGCCGAUUACCAAAAGAGCUGUCUCGAUGAUAUACGUUUGGAAGGCAAGCACUUGCCUCUGCCACCGGCUAUGAAUGGCACCCAGUGGGGUCAGGCCACCAUGGCCAGGAACCUGGAGAAGGGCUGUCCCUCAAACAAACCCUGUUCGAAUGUGAUCUGUCCCGAUCCCUUCGAGUGCGUGGAUCUGUGGAAUGUCUACGAGUGCACUUGCGGCGAAGGACGCAUUAUGUCGCCCGAUUCCAAGGGCUGUAUGGAUCGCAACGAGUGCCUCGAUAUGCCCUGCAUGAACGGUGCCACUUGCAUGAAUCUCGAGCCCCGCCUGCGGUAUCGAUGCAUAUGUCCCGACGGUUUCUGGGGCGAGAAUUGUGAGCUGGUGCAGGAGGGUCAGACCUUGAAGCUCAGCAUGGGCGCCCUGGCGGCGAUACUGGUCUGCCUCCUGAUCAUUCUGAUACUCGUCUUGGUGUUUGUCGUGUACAACCGUCGCCGUGAGGGAUAUCAAUAUCCGGGACCCGAUGACGAUGUGCGCGAGAAUAAUAACUAUGACGACGAGGGUGGCGGUGAGGACGAUAUGACCGCCUGAAUCACACCGCUGCAGAUACCAAUUGGAGGGCCAAUGCCACCGGAGUGGCGCCCUGAAAUGCCAAUAAUGUAUCCCGUGAUGACCUUAAUGCCAGGUCAGGAGCCCAACGUGGGCAUGUUCAUAGAGGAGCAUAAAAAGCGCGCCGAUGGCGAUCCAAAUGCUCCUCCCUUCGAUGAUCUGGACUAUGCAUACGAGGGUGGCGGCAGCACAGCCGGAUCCCUCAGCUCGUUGGCCUCAGGCACUGAUGACGAGCAGCAGGAGUACGACUACCUCGGAGCCUGGGGGCCACGCUUCGAUAAGUUGGCCAACAUGUACGGACCCGAGGCGCCCACGCACAAUACCGAGCUGAAUUGUAAGCGGGGAAAGGCCAAGAGUAAGGUGGAACAGAGAGGAGACCGAAUCCAAUCCGAGACGGAUACCUAG